UUUAAAGUUUGCCACUUUCACCUGUUUAACCACUCCUUCACCCUUGUUAACAAUGGCUUCACUCACAAAGACGAUGAUCCAGCUUCAGUACGCUACGAAGAAGCUCUCACUUCUUCCGUCUUCAACUGCCGACCUUCUCCAUCUUCUCAAGCAAUUGGAGGAAAUUUUAUCAAAGGUACAACAGUCGCCUUCGAAAUCGAUAAACAAUGCACUGAAACCAAUAAUUGAGGGAAUCUUUGCUAAAGAACUUGUGAGACAUGCUGACAUGAAUGUAAACAUCUCAGUUGCAUGCUGCAUAUGUGAGAUCAUGAGAAUCAUGUCACCAAAAACCCCCUACAAUGAUGAACAAACAAAGGAUUUGUUUGAAAUGGUUGUAAUUACCUUUGAGAAAUUAUCUUUUUCAAAUGGUGGAUGCUAUGCUAAGAUGAGAAAAGUUCUAAAAACAUUUAGCACUCUCAGAUUGUGGGUGCUGAUGUUGGACCUCAAGCUGGAUGGACACGGACUAAUAGUACGGUUGUUUAAACAAUUUCUAACAGUUGCCAACUCCAAUUCCUCUGCUAUCGUAUUCGAGAUGGAGAAAAUUAUGACCAUGAUCAUUGAUGAAAAUAAGGAGCUCGCGCCUGAGCUUCUAAGGCUCAUAGUUACAACCAUGGAACGUGAUAAUCAGAUUACUUCGCACGUUUGUUGGAAACUAGGUGAAAAAGUUCUAAUGAACUAUGCUGCUCAUCGCAUGCCAAAUCUCCCCGAAAUGGGACAAGAUAUGAGCAUAGCUCUUUAUGAUUAUUCCAAAAUUGUUGCACGCAUUUGUGAGACUGCAUUAGAAAAUGAAGUUACGGAGGCUAAAGAAACCAUUCCAUAUACAACUCACAAGAUAAAACUUAAGUGUCCAGAGACACUAAAGAGUUGUCAAGAUGCAAUUCGGCAUACAGUUAAUGAGAAACAGGCCCAAUCUGUUGAGCAUGGCGGAAAUUUGGUGGGGAGCAGGAUAGAAGUUUGGUGGCCUGCAGAUAGAAUGUAUUAUCCUGGAGUUGUUACGUUUUUUGACUUCAAAAAGAAGAGGCAUAAGGUAUUGUAUGAUGAUGGUGAUGUAGAACUUAUAGACCUCAAGCGUCAACGAUGGAAGUGGUUAGAAUAUGCGUCUGCACUGCCGGGUUCUCUCGAACACACGCUACCGGACACUGUACGCGUCCACGGCUACAACGUGAAGCAGAGUGUUGCGCCGGUUCUUGAAGCCAUUAUCAAUAAACACGGCGACAUUGCAGCCAAAUGUGUAUUCAAAGCGGCUUCUGUUAGAGCAUCCCUCCUAGAGCUUGUUUGUGACAUUGUCAAGCAGUUGGAACCCAAAACCGAUGGAGUUAUUGACAAAAUGGAAGAUAUUGAGAACCAAGUGUCAAGUGUAGAGAAGGCUAACAUUAACGGGUCAUGGCUUCAGGCUCAUUUGAAAGCCAUUAACAAAACUAACGAUGGCAAAACGGAUUUACUAACGGGUUAGAGUUAAAGAGUUUCUCCCUCACGUCUAUACAUGUGUUGACCUGUGACUUCAACUUAUCGAUGAUGACCUACAUCUCUAUUAUCACUAUAACUUGAUAACUUCAAAUUCUUAUUUACAACUUCAAAUUCUUAUUAAAAUUGUAAUAGUAAUGCUUGGUUUCAUGACCAAAACCACCGAGUAUCAUAACUUCAUCAUCAAUCUCCGGAUGGACAUAUGGAUGAUGACCUCCAUACACAUGUUGAAUUUGUUCAUAUCUGUUGUAAAGGUCAGUAACAUUGAUAAUGAUUGCUCGAUUUUGGUAUACAUGCCAUGUAUAUGAAUAUGGAAGAGGCGGGUAUGAUCUUGAAAUAUUA
Helianthus annuus (common sunflower) is the source of this 1845-nucleotide messenger RNA. RefSeq names its product sister chromatid cohesion protein PDS5. Bases 53 to 1492 code for a protein of 479 amino acids. Gene Ontology annotation, cellular component: chromatin; nucleus. Lineage: Eukaryota; Viridiplantae; Streptophyta; Magnoliopsida; Asterales; Asteraceae. The record is from RefSeq and is a predicted model, not a curated record. The transcript has 10 exons. Gene Ontology annotation, biological process: mitotic sister chromatid cohesion; DNA repair.